This is a messenger RNA of Siniperca chuatsi (mandarin fish), 1661 nucleotides long. It is a transcript of the gene rhno1, whose product is annotated as RAD9-HUS1-RAD1 interacting nuclear orphan 1. Gene Ontology annotation, biological process: DNA damage checkpoint signaling; recombinational repair; cellular response to ionizing radiation. Lineage: Eukaryota; Metazoa; Chordata; Actinopteri; Centrarchiformes; Sinipercidae. The transcript has 3 exons. Gene Ontology annotation, cellular component: chromosome; nucleus. The record is from RefSeq and is a predicted model, not a curated record. The coding region runs from base 172 to 1086 and encodes 304 amino acids.
UGGUGGAUGGUGGAAACCGGGAAAAGAAUUAGUAACAAGAAGACGGAAAACAAACAAAGUUCAUAGUAGACAACGACAAUGGAAUAAUUAACUUUUCUAUACAUGUAUUAAUUGUUUGUAAUGAUAUCUUUGUCUUACGCAAAGUACCACAUUAAGGAAUGAUUUUUAUUAAUGCCCCGUAAAGCCAUAAAGACAGAGAAGCCUCCAUUGCUGUUCCUGGAGCGGUCUUUGUGUGGAGCCAGACUCCAAAAUGUGCCUGAAGUCCGAGCAGCACUCAAUCCCAAAGAAUUUUUUACAGAGACACAAGAACACAGCAGCUCAGUUCUUAAUUCUUGGGUAAGCCCACAAUUUGACAGUUCAGUUGCAGCUGCAGCUGCACCUCCAGUGAGGCGCGGAAGGAGAAAAUGCCACUCUGCCACAAGCAUCCUUGACAGUUGCAGUCAGCUAUCCAGGAAAAACAGUGUGUGCAAAUUCCCAUCAUUAUCGUUUCAGACAAGGUCAAGAGACCAGUCUCAUCAACCAAAGAGUACACGCACAAAGAAAGCUACAGAGUGUACUGUUGUGUCUGAUGUGGGAAAUCAACAACGGGGAUCAUGCCAAAUCAAAAGGACAAUUUCAAGUGCACAGUACUCAGACACGCCAAAGAGACAGAUGACCUCAAUCAGAAAAGGAAAUGUGGAGAGAUUUUCUGAGGGUGUUGCAUCCUCCAGCAGUUGUUUGGACCAACCUGACACUCAAUCUAUUCAAGUGACAGAGAGAUGCAGAAUUCCAGAAGAUGGUGCUUCAACACCUGCCUCAAAUGAGUUCAGCAGCACCACUGAGUUCAGCAGUCUCGGUCCACCACCUGAUGUGGACACUCCAAAAGUAAUGCAAGAAGGGAAUAGUUGUCCCUCCUCCGCCUCCCUGCACCUGCUACUGCCUCAGCCAUGUACACCACCAUGUAAUCAGCCGCCUGACAUUUUGGUGGCAGACACACCAGAGAGGGAUUAUGGGGUGAAGGUGACAUGGAGGAGGAGGAGGGGUUUGAUGUUGUUGUUAAAAGAGAGGGGCCACCUCUCUGAUUCAGACAUGUUAAUUUACAGCUGACUUAGAGAGUUGGUAAGAAGAGGAUUAGGCAAUGAUGUCAACAGAGAUGAGAUGUUGAGUAUUUAUUGGACCACUUCCGUGACCAGAAUUCUUUCUAUGAACUAUUUUUGUUGGACUGAACGGAGCUGCUGCUGCUGCUGCUGCUGCAGCAUUCUAAAGUGAUGGUCACAUUUCAGUUCACUGACUGUUUACGUUGUUUAACUUUGAUUGAAGCUCAUAAUGAAAAGCAGAGCACGUUAUGAAAUUACUCUCACCCACCCCCCUCUGCACAGCCCUGGUACUUUGACAGAUUGUCAGAAUCAAAUAAUCAAAUCAAAUAAUGAACCAAAUGAAUCAAAAUUGCAAUUAUUACUGCAAUAUCCAAGUAGCAAGCUUUUUCCAUAAGUGAGAAUAUGUUUAUACAGAUCCCAAUUAUACUGUAAAGCUACAGAUUGUUUGUGAGCAACAACUUAAAACUUAAAAUCCCUUUUUGUCUUUCAAAUGUGUUGCAUAAAAUAUAUGGAAUAAAUGUAUAAGUCCAAGGAGCAAACUAAAUUCUUGGUUUAUUAAGACUUCUCUCAGGCUACAAUUAACAU